This is a messenger RNA of Elephantulus edwardii (Cape elephant shrew), 531 nucleotides long. Its product is annotated as pituitary adenylate cyclase-activating polypeptide-like. The record is from RefSeq and is a predicted model, not a curated record. Lineage: Eukaryota; Metazoa; Chordata; Mammalia; Macroscelidea; Macroscelididae. Gene Ontology annotation, cellular component: extracellular region; neuron projection; perikaryon. Bases 1 to 531 code for a protein of 176 amino acids. The transcript has 4 exons. Gene Ontology annotation, molecular function: peptide hormone receptor binding; pituitary adenylate cyclase activating polypeptide activity; neuropeptide hormone activity. Gene Ontology annotation, biological process: positive regulation of protein kinase activity; regulation of protein localization; adenylate cyclase-activating G protein-coupled receptor signaling pathway.
AUGGCCAUGUGCAGCGGCGCGAGCCUGGCCCUGCUGGUCUACGGGAUAAUGGUGCACAGCAGCGUCUACUGUUCACCUGCCGCCGCAGGAUUGCGCUUCCCGGGAAUCAGGCCGGAGGACGAGGUGUACGAUGAGGACGCAAACCUGCUGCAGGACUUCUACGAUUCGGAUCCACUUGGAAUAGGCAGCCCCGCCUCCGUGCCGCAGGACGCAUCGACCCUCUACUACCCGGCGGACGAGAGAGAUGUCGCCCGAGGGAUCCUUAACAAGGCCUAUCGCAAAGUGCUGGACCAGCUGUCCGCCAGAAAGUACCUGCAAUCGCUCGUGGCCAACAGCGCGGGUGGAAACUUGGGCAUCGGCGCAGAUGAGGACUGGAAGCCCCUCUCCAAGCGUCACUCAGACGGGAUCUUCACCGACAGCUACAGCCGCUACAGGAAACAAAUGGCUGUCAAGAAAUACUUGGCUGCCGUCCUAGGGAAAAGGUAUAAACAAAGGAUUAAAAACAAAGGACGCCGAAUAGCCUAUUUGUAG